AUGUAUGAUUAUGACAACGUUUCAUCGCGUUUCAGUGGGUUUAGAAGGCCAUCUUCGUUUCAAGAUUUGCCUGUCGAAUGUUUGGCUGUGAUUUUCGGAUGUCUGAACGAGCAGGAAAUUUGCAGCGCGGCCCUGGUAUGCAGGCGUUGGCACGAAGCGUCUAAAACACCAAAUUUAUGGCAACAUGCAGAUUUCCGACUAGUGAAUAAACACAAGUAUCCUUCUGCUCCGAAGAGAUCUCCGCAUUUUGACCUAACACAAAAGUACAAAGACUACACCGCUCACUUGCUGGCAAAACACGCCAACAUCAGACAUCUCAGCUUUGACUUGGACUUGAAUUCCGAUUAUGAGACGUUGGCCGAGCUCAUCUCUUCUGGCAGGUGUCAUAAACUAACAUCGGUAGACAUGAAAUGGGCUGAUUCAUGGGACUAUCGUCGAUGGAAUAAACUAGAAGACCAGCUUUUAUUUUUCCACUCGUUGUUGGUGUUAAUGGGGAGUUACUGCACCAAACUUCAAGCUGUCAGAACGCAGUUUAAUUGGACGACAGAAUCACUAAAUUAUCUACUGGCUUUCAAAAACUUGGAAGAAUUAGAACUUUCCAGUGUACCACGAGUGCAUCCGGUACAACGAUGGCACAUUGAAACACUACUCGCAGGCUGUGUUGCUUUGAAGAAAUUCAAAAUAGAUGCCAGAAUUUUGCCCGAUCUGGUCUACAAGUAUUCUUUCAAAUCAGACUCAUUAGAACUGCUGGAUAUAUCCAUGUCUGUUAAUUUGUUCAUCGUCGAAAUGGUGCUUCCAAGACUGCACACCUUCACUGCAAAACACUUUACAUGUUACCAGAAAUACACUGACAUAUGUCUGUUUGAGGUACUUGACAGAGGGUGUCCAGCUCUGCAGUACAUUAACGAUGUGAGUGCAGAAAAUCCUGGGCUACAGAAUUUUGGGAUGUCACGGGAACAGGAGUGGGAUCUUCGAAUAUGUUACUGUACAAAUCACUGUGGCUCUGGCAGAAAUAUACAAGAUGUACAACCAUGA
This is a messenger RNA of Saccoglossus kowalevskii, 1035 nucleotides long. RefSeq lists its product as uncharacterized. Gene Ontology annotation, cellular component: SCF ubiquitin ligase complex. Gene Ontology annotation, biological process: SCF-dependent proteasomal ubiquitin-dependent protein catabolic process; protein polyubiquitination. Gene Ontology annotation, molecular function: protein binding. Lineage: Eukaryota; Metazoa; Hemichordata; Enteropneusta; Harrimaniidae. The record is from RefSeq and is a predicted model, not a curated record.